This is a messenger RNA of Caenorhabditis angaria, 1051 nucleotides long. NCBI's taxonomy places the organism in Eukaryota, Metazoa, Nematoda, Chromadorea, Rhabditida, Rhabditidae. The record is from the annotation of a GenBank genome assembly.
AUGUUUGUCUAUGAUACUUGUGGUGUUCGGGAUAUUUCGAAAUCUAUAACCGGGGUUGAGAAAUUUGGAGUUACUAGAAUUCGACUAACUCGAUCUUUUGUUUUUGCGAAUAUGCAAGCUGCAAAUGAAUUCGAAGAGCAAAGAUCCAGAUUCUUUAAUGAUAAUGAGACAAAAGAUGAUUAUAUGGAAGUUAGGGAGGGGAUGGAUUUAUCGGAAGUCGCGUUCAUCGAGGAACUCUUGGCAUUCAAUAGCCCGACACCUCCUUGGUUCCUGCAUCCGAUUGUUUUCUGGGCGUUAUCGAUUUGUGUGCUGAGUUGGCCGUUGAGGAUUUAUACGGAGUGGAGGACGGCGGUGUUGCCGUAUCAAGUUAUCAAAUUGUUUGGAACACAUUAUUUGAGGUGAGAGUUGGCUUUUUGUUCAACAUUCAACACCAUUCUGUUUUUUUUUCAGCCCAUCUUCUAUCAACUACAGUGGUCCGCUUACCCGAACCUCCACUAUUGAUACAAUUGAACUUGAAGCUCUGAUCCGCCGCGAGCAACACUUUGUGGUCCCAUCGUAUAGCGAAGUAAUGCUUAUGCAGAACACCGCCGCAAACUCGACCACUAACUAUCCGGUGCUUCGACUUCCCCGUGAGCCCUUGAUCCAUCCAAGGCCAUUUAUUCCGACCACCAAUGAGCACAUUGUGGUUAGAAACUAUGGAGCAACGGAGGAACAGGUGAUACCAGCAGAGCAGAAUGCCCGACCGCAGAUGAGAAUCAGUCAAAGUAUGAACUUCGACGGUGUGGCUCCGAAAAAAGAUCGAAAUCGUCGAUCACUCCGUCGACCCGCUCGAUCUCUAUCAAUCAGUGGAUUCUCGGCAUGGUCAAAUGGUUAUCGAGAGAUCGGAGAGGAUACCGAGCUGGUGAUUGAACGCGAUGAGCCUCCACCUCCGUAUGAAGUGGCGUUGCGAAUGUGUGCACCGAUCUAUGAGCGAUUGCGAAGAUCGAUAUCUUCUCGAAUGGCGUCGAUUUCGCAAUCAAGCAGCAAAGAUCUGAAACCACUAGAUCCAUGA